AUGCGCCAAGUGGAUUGGGUCCCAUUCGUUACACGCCACGUCGUCGACGAUUUCGCCUCCCAUUUGAGGUUAUAUCGAAUGGCAAGCGACAAAUUUAAGUUCAUAGGAAAGAAAGAUGGACUACCAUCUGCAGAGAAUGAUUUACUGAGCCAUUUUUUCGAUUUCGAGUUGGAGAUGGAGAAAACGAUCUGUAGGGAUCUUCUGUGUACAACACCGCAUUAUGAGAACGGUGGGUAA
Molecule: messenger RNA, 237 nt
Organism: Cooperia oncophora
Lineage: Eukaryota; Metazoa; Nematoda; Chromadorea; Rhabditida; Trichostrongylidae
Source: the annotation of a GenBank genome assembly